UCAGCACUCUGAAACGGAGUCAUUUUUGUGGAUCUGUGACACUCAAAUCUUCUCAUUUUCUUAAGGAGUAACACACAGCUUGCAAUAUGUGUACGGGAAAGUGUGCAUUGUGCGUCGCGGGAAGUUUGUACCCAUUAGCUCUCAUCUGCAUAAUCUGUAAUAUAAUACUGUUUUUUCCUGGUUGGGAUGUUAAAUACGCGCAAAAUGACCAAAUAACAGAGGAGGUGAAAUACAUGGGAGGACUGGUUGGAGGAGGUUUACUGGUAUUGAUCCCUGCAUUUCAUAUUCACCUGACUGGAAAGCAGGGCUGCUGUGCUAACCGCUGUGGGAUGUUUCUGUCCAUUAUACUUGCAGCAGUGGGUGUUGCUGGUGCCCUUUAUAGCUUCGUAGUGGCACUGGUGGGCCUAAUCAAUGGACCUUACUGUAAAGUCGGUCUGUUAUGGACAACUCCCUUUAAAAACCAGAGUGAAAGUUACCUUAAAGAUAGUAAUUUAUGGGGAUUAUGCACUGAGCCAAAGAACGUGGUGGAGUUUAAUGUGGGUCUGUUCUCAACGCUGUUGGUGGCCAGCGGUCUGCAGUUCAUCCUUUGUGCUAUACAGAUGAUCAACGGCCUUUUCGGAUGCCUUUGCGGAACCUGCAGGGAUAAAGAUCCACUGUAAAUCUUUCCUGAUUUGAGUAAAUGGGAUCGCACCCUUUAUAUCUACCAUCAUGCCUCCUGUGGAUAUUUGAAUCAAUUCAGUAGAAUUUAGAUGUUUGUGACAUUUAAAUGCAUAAAUGUUGUAACAUAUGUAUAACAUUACAAUAUAAAUGUAUUGGUACUUUUUCAUAUUUAGACACACUUAUUGAUAAUAUUUUGGCUUUACACUGUUUUUUAUUAAUACUGUUUGUGAAAUGAUUCAGAGACUGAAUAAUGUUGUAAAGGAAAUUGCCUUUAUUACUUAAAAUAGCACUUGUUUUCUAUUUGUCUGCGUGCUCAUUUUUUUGUAACUAUAAAAUAAACACUUAAAAUAAAAUAAAACUUUUACA
Molecule: messenger RNA, 1026 nt
Organism: Paramisgurnus dabryanus
Lineage: Eukaryota; Metazoa; Chordata; Actinopteri; Cypriniformes; Cobitidae
Gene: tm4sf21a
Product: transmembrane 4 L six family member 21a
Cellular component (GO): membrane
Source: RefSeq, a predicted model, not a curated record